UGAAAGUUUGCUGGAACACGAUUUUAUCAACUCCUAAAUCUAUAGCCAUGCUAUUUUAUAUAUCAUGUCUAUAUGCAAUGAGCUUACAUUUUAUUCUAUAAAAUAUGGACUAUGCAUUAUGUAUUAUUUAUCAUUAGUGAAACGACUACGACCUCGUUUAUUUUCUAUUCUGUGGUGUGUAGAAACAAGUGUGUAAUCGUGGUUUCCUCAUUGUACAUUGAAAGCUGGAAUGUCUAACUUUGGACUCUGAGUGCCGCUGUUGAUCAUGAGAUAUAUUUUGUACGAGAGGAGGUCCGUCAGUAAUCGGUAGAUCCUCCCCUAACAUUGCGCUCUGGGAAGUGUGAGGUAGCCUCGUUUCUUUAUGCGUCUCUAAAGGACUGUUCGUAUGACGGAGAUUGUUUGGACUUAUGGUGGAUUUUUGACAUCAUUAUUUUUUGGUAAAACAUACAGUGGGAUUUUCUUAAGGAUUACCAUGGCCACUAAGGAGGGACGUAGGCGUUCACACAUUGACGGGUCUAUCUUUAUUCGAAAGCACUGGCAAGUAAUAUUGUUAUUGGCGAGCUUUUGUGAUAUUAUUGGCGCACAGAUUCGUUAUUCUAUUCCGGAGGAGAUGAAGGUUGGUUCGCUUAUUGGGAAUGUUGCUCAAGACCUGGGACUUGAUUUGAAAAGGCUUCGAUCGGGCCGUGCCCGUAUCGUCACUGGAGAAAGCAUACAGUACACAGAGCUGAAGUCAGACAAAGGGAUUCUAGUUGUGAGCGAGAGGAUAGACCGAGAGCAGCUAUGCGGUGAAAUCACCCCAUGUAGCUUCAGUUUUGAAAUCAUUCUAGAAAAUCCAAUGGAACUACACCAGGUCACAGUUGAAAUCCUAGAUAUAAAUGAUAAUGCGCCCGUAUUUCGGAAAACUGAAAUCAAUUUUGAGAUAAGUGAAGCAGCUACGGUUGGCUCGCGUUUUGUGCUGGGUAGUGCCGAUGAUCCCGACGUCGGACUUAAUGCUCUUCAGAAUUACGUUCUUUCUCCAAAUGCUCAUUUUGUUUUAAAAGAGCAGUCGAAUCCAGAUGGGAGUAAAUAUGCAGAAAUGGUUCUUCAGAAAGCUUUAGACAGAGAAGAUAAUCCACGCCUUUCUUUAAAACUAAUAGCAGUGGAUGGCGGAAAUCCAGAGAGAUCUGGCACUGUAAAUAUAGAUGUCACCGUACUAGAUAAUAAUGACAAUGUCCCCGUGUUUAAUCAGACCGUGUAUAAAUCGACUGUGGAGGAAAAUGCACCGAGAGGUACUUAUGUGACCACAGUAAAUGCAACUGAUGCUGAUGCCGGUUCUAAUGGGUAUAUAGUGUACUCGUUUAGUGAUCUGAAGGAGGAUUUAAAAAAAAUAUUUAGCAUUGACGAGUCCACAGGCACAAUUUCUGUCGUCGGAGCGAUUGACUUUGAACAAAAUAAACGGUAUGAAAUAAGAGUUGAAGCAAAAGACCAUGGAGGAUUCACUGGCACUAGUAAGGUUAUUAUAGAAGUUGUAGAUAUUAAUGAUAAUGCGCCAGUUAUGAACGUCAUGUCUUUUUCUAGUCCUGUGUCCGAGGAUUCUCCCAUAGGGACGACAAUAGCUAUAAUAAACGUCAAAGAUGCUGAUUCUGCUUACAAUGGUCAAGUUACAUGCUCCAUAGACAGAGGUCUUCCUUUCGAUAUCAAAUCGUCUCUAGCAAACUAUUAUACUCUAGUCACAGGCGCGUUAUUUGACCGCGAAACAUUGUCUGAGUACAAUAUCACCGUAACGGCAGUUGAUUCCGGAUCAUCCCCACUCUCUACUGUCAAGACUCUGCGUCUAACGCUGUCUGACGUCAAUGACAACGCACCCAUUUUCGAGCAGAAAAUGUAUUCAGUGUAUAUAAUGGAAAAUAACUCUCCCGGGUUGUCCAUCUUUACAGUAAAGUCGAGGGACUCAGAUGCGAAUCAAAAUGCCAGAAUAUCAUAUUACUUAGAUGAAAAGCAGAGUGAUGGAACUUCGGUAUCUACUUAUUUAUCUAUAAAUUCCGAAACUGGGGUUUUGCAUGCAGUGCGUUCAUUUGACUUUGAGCAAAUUAAGCAACUCAGCUUUAUUGUGAAAGCACAAGACGGCGGCUCCCCUCCUCUAAGUAGUAAUGCCACUCUUUACUUAAUCAUACGGGAUCAAAAUGACAAUGCGCCUCAGAUUCUGUAUCCGAUACAAACUAGUGGAUCCCUCGUGGCUGAAAUUGUGCCUCGUUCAGCAGAUAUGGGCUACCUCGUCACCAAGGUGGUGGCUGUUGAUGUGGACUCUGGACAGAAUGCCUGGCUCUCAUACAAACUACAGAAAGCAACAGAGAGAGCGUUGUUUGAAGUGGGCGCACAGAAUGGAGAAAUAAGAACUAUCCGUCAAAUUACUGACAAAGAUGCUGUUAAGCAGAAGCUCACUGUUGUAGUCGAGGACAACGGACAGCCCUCUCGCUCAGCUACAGUCAGUGUUAACGUGGCUUUGGCGGACAGCUUUCCUGAAGUACUGUCGGAGUUCACUGACAUGACGCAUGACAAAGAGUACAACGAGAACCUCACAUUUUAUUUAGUCCUGGCUUUAGCCGUCGUGUCUUUUCUUUUUAUUGUGUCCAUCAUUUCAAUACUGUCAGUGAAAUGCUACAGAUGGAGACGUGAGCAGAUGUUCUAUAAAUCGAACGGCAAUCUCCCAGUCAUUCCGUAUUACCCACCACUUUACGCAGACGUCGGAGGCACGGGUACUUUGCAGCACGUUUAUAAUUAUGAGGUGUGUAGAACAAUGGACUCCAGGAAAAGUGAUCUGAAUUACGGCAGACCUUGUAGUGAAAGUAUCAUAAGCCUGGACACGUGUGGAAAAGAUACACUCCCACAUGCCAACAGGGAAAGACUGACCAUGGAUGAUGCAGGCAAUCAGGUGAGCUUCAUAUCUUUACUUGGGAACUUCAGUUUUCUUGUGUGUUUUUUUAUCCUGCGUAUUUAAUGAUGACAUCACCCACCAAUGUUGCAAUACUUCAAGUCGCAAUUCGUUUCAAUAAAUAUUCUUUAUAGACUUAGACAUAGAAAGCUAAAUGUACUUACUUCAGCUAUAUCUUUCCAGUCUAACACCCACUCAGGUUGCUAGCCAUGGUGCUGAAGGUCCACAUUACAUACACUGAGGGUGUAUGAAUCACACAUCUGUAGAUAUAACUCACAAUAUAUUUUAGAUUCAAAAUAAUUCAAAUUGCAAAUAACCUUAAGUAUCAGUCC
Messenger RNA from Clupea harengus (Atlantic herring), 3243 nucleotides. Its product is annotated as protocadherin beta-16-like. Bases 386 to 2977 code for a protein of 863 amino acids. Lineage: Eukaryota; Metazoa; Chordata; Actinopteri; Clupeiformes; Clupeidae. The transcript has a single exon. The record is from RefSeq and is a predicted model, not a curated record.